GCGAUGGUUGAUUUGCAUGAAAGCAAAAGAUCUAGAACACUUUUGAGAAAUGCCACACCUUCUGUUACUCGCAAUGAGUGAACUUCGUAUAAUACAAAACAAAUAGUCAUUAUUCUAGUAUUCAUAUAUUUCUUUUUUAACAUGUUUCUUCAACUUAAAGACUGGUUUGUAUACUGUAUUCAAUUUAUUUGUGAAAUAAUUUUAAUUAUUUUUUAUUGUAGACUCAUGCACGUUUGAUAGAGCUAGAUUUAAAAAAAAAAGUUUUGUAAGCCUAAAUCUGUUCUGUUAUAAAUGCAUUUUGUGAAAUGUAUUUGCCUUUGUAACGGACUUGCAGUGAGAUGACUAAGAGUUUUAUUCUGUACAUUUUUUGUUACAAAUUUUUUAGUCUUUUUUUAACCGGAAAUGGAGUGUUUGGAACACCUCGCCGAUUAUCCCCAGACUGACAAGAGGCGAAAAGUUGCGAUUGGUUUACGAUUAUUUUGCUAAAGCACAUGUGAAGAUUCGAGUGUAGUUCGGGGAAACGACAUCUUUGAAACAUUAUAUUUUUUGUCUGAAGUUCUACAGAAAAAAGUGUAAUGUUGACACCAGCAUUUGAGGUGAGGCAGGACAAAGAUUUCCUUACUGUGAUUAUAAAAGCUCCUUUUGCCAAGGUUGCAGAGACUGAAAUAUUCAUUGAAGAAGAUGAUUUCAAAUUUUAUUCCAAACCUUACUUCCUUAGGUUAGCAUUACCAGGGAAAAUAGUUGAAGAUGGCAGAGAGAAGGCUGAUUAUAAUGCAGACAAUGGAGAAUUUGUCAUUGUGGUACCAAAACAGACUCCAGGCGAGCACUUUGAAGGCCUUGAUAUGCUUACUAAACUGUUGGAAGCUAAAGGAAAGAAGCCGACAUCCUCCUCAUUGAUUGAGGUUAUUGAUGAUGGUGGUUUGGAAGAUAAUGAUGAAGCUGAUAAUGAUGAUGAAUUAGAUGAAGAUUUUGACUGGCGUGUAGAACAAGUACCUUACAAAGAACAACCUACAUUAACAGGAGCUCCAAAAUAUGGCUUUGCUAACCAAAAGUCAGGGGCGUUUUCAAGGCUACAAAACAAUGAGUGUAGCAAUGACGAGAAGAGCGGAUUCAACAGAAAAAAGACAAAUUUGAGAGGGUCAUUACAUGUAAGAGCAGACAUGUAUGAAGAUGUCCUUAUAAAACCUUUACUGGACUUCCAGCCACAUUGGUGUGAAGAAGUUGAUCUUGUUCGAGGUGGAACACCAGUGGAGAUGGCAGUGGAGUUAACAGAGGAUGAAAAAGAGGUUAUGAGAAAACUACCACGAAAAGAAUAUAUUUUGGAUUCUACGGAGGAAACAGGUGUAUACCUUGGACUAGUGGAUAUUCUCUAUGCAUAUUGUUACAACCAUAGAACAACUGAAGGUGAAAAUAAUUGUGAAUCUGGUUGGACCAUUUGUAAAAUCAGCUCAACAUUGUCAUGGUUAGAGGUGUUUACAAGCUUAGAAGAUGUUGUAAGAAGUUGCUUCCGAAGAAGUAUAUGUUACCCAUUGUAUAGACAUUGGAAACUGAACCAAUCAGUAUUGAAGGAUGUUGUUACUAUAUUACAACUAGGUAGGAGAAGCGUGUUAAAGGUAUUACUGGAGAUACGAGGUAUAUUGAUGGAUCAGGAUUGUCGUUAUGUACUCAAUGACCUUUAUAUAACAGAUUACUGUGUGUGGAUUCAGUCAGCCAGUGAGAAAAAGUUGCAGUCAUUAUCAGAAGCUUUAUCGAAGUUGAAAAUCAGCAAAGACGACAUAGGUUUCAACUUACCAGAGCUUGAAAAACUAGCGCAGCAUGCAAUGCUCGGUGAAGAAUCCAGCGAUGUAGAAAACCUGACUGACAGAUUAAGUAGCAUUGAUGUAAAUAAGAAAAAUAAGUUGGAAAGUGAUUCUGAAAGUGAUGAAUCUGACACUGAGAGUGAUAGUGAUGAUAUAGACAGUGAUGAUUUAUCAUCAUCAGAUGAUGCUGGUGAUGACCACCACACUGAAGGUGAUAUAAGAAAGGUAACUGGUGUAUCUGGAAAUGGUAAGAGUGAUAUUGACUGUGAAAACAAAAACAUUAGGGAGACAAUCUGUGCCGAGUCACUAGAAUUUGUAGGAGAUGCAGUUGAUACAGGUAAUAGUAAAGUGACUGAUACACAUUGCAGGAAAGGGAAACCAUUAAUUGAAGAAAUAAGUGAUUCUACUGAAGAUAAAGAAAGUGAACAAGUUAAGUCAUUGAAUUCCGUAGGAAAAAGCGAAUCUACAAUGAUAGUUGAAGCUAGUGCUGAACAGGAGAAAUAG
Molecule: messenger RNA, 2303 nt
Organism: Ruditapes philippinarum (Manila clam)
Lineage: Eukaryota; Metazoa; Mollusca; Bivalvia; Venerida; Veneridae
Product: protein SHQ1 homolog
Exons: 15
Coding region: 576-2303 (575 amino acids)
Biological process (GO): box H/ACA snoRNP assembly
Cellular component (GO): cytoplasm; nucleoplasm
Source: RefSeq, a predicted model, not a curated record